Molecule: messenger RNA, 807 nt
Organism: Emiliania huxleyi CCMP1516
Lineage: Eukaryota; Haptophyta; Isochrysidales; Noelaerhabdaceae
Exons: 1
Coding region: 64-678 (204 amino acids)
Source: RefSeq, a predicted model, not a curated record
CCCCGACCCACCAGAGCUGUCAACACGAACUCACUGACGGACAGUCAAGACAGUCAGGCAUCAAUGCUGGCGUACGCUGCCUCUCUCCUGCUCUCCUCCGCCGUGACGACGCCUCUGUGCACUCUUUGCCCGCCGAUGGUGCCUCACCUCACGCGGCCGAACGCAAAGGUGCUUCACCUCGUCGCGGGCGGCGAGGCCCGCUCGUCCCUCGCGACCGCCACGCAGGACUCGGUCGAGCUUGCGGUGUGCACGGCAGCAGUUGAACCGACCGCGCGGGCGUUCUUCGGCCGGCACCAUGUGUUGGCCGCUCUUGAGCAGUGGGAGCUAGCUCUGCAGAAUGGCGACAGCGGCGAGGAGGAGGCGGCCGCUGCGUUGAAAGAGAUUCUCGCGCUGCCUGAGCGUGAGAUUGCCGUCGUCUCGGACCCGCGGCUGCUGCACCACUGGACGAACGCCGGCCAGCAGCCACUCGCGGCCCAGCCGCACUCUCUCCGGCUCGACCCGCGCCUGCGCCCUGCAACCCCGCCCGCGCCAGGGUACGCCGCGGAGGAAGCACUGCAGGCGCUGAGCGAUCAGCCGCCCCUCGUCGGCUACCCCUCGCCUCACAUGGAGCGGAUGCUGCGGCCGCCGUUUGAGGACGGCGAGUUCCGAAUUGUCGUGGCGGUGCCGCCGCCGAGCUGACCGCAGCGGUGAGCGGCAUACACGCGCAUCGCGCAAGCAUGCGGUUUCCGGUGUGACGGGGUAGCCCUGGCGGGCGGGAACGGUCGGUUGCGGCAGGUUUCGACUCAAGAAUGAAUAAAAGACAUUCAA